Echinops telfairi (small Madagascar hedgehog) is the source of this 3911-nucleotide messenger RNA. It is a transcript of the gene DDX21, whose product is annotated as DExD-box helicase 21. The record is from RefSeq and is a predicted model, not a curated record. NCBI's taxonomy places the organism in Eukaryota, Metazoa, Chordata, Mammalia, Afrosoricida, Tenrecidae. Gene Ontology annotation, molecular function: RNA helicase activity; ATP binding; RNA binding. The transcript has 15 exons. The coding region runs from base 1 to 2334 and encodes 777 amino acids.
AUGUUAGAAUUAAAGAAGGACUUUAUCUUCCGAAAGCCACCAUUUUUGAAAGCUAACAAAGAGAAGCUAAAGUCAAAGAAGAUUGAAGAGUCAGUAGAAGUGGAGGAAACAGUUUCCCCCAAAGCUAAAAAAGUGAAAAAGAAAGCUGAGCCUGCAGAAGUUGAAGUGAAUUCUCCUAAGUCUAAAAAGGUGAAAAAGAAAGAGGCACAGUCCCAAGAUGAUGUGACUUCUCCUAAAACCAGAAGUGUGAAGAAGAAAAAGGAACCCACUGAAAAUCCAGUUGUUUCUCCCAAAACAAAAAAAUCAAUAAAGAACGAGGAGUUUUCUGAAGAAGAAGAGGUGGAAGCGCCUAAGCCCAAGAAGAUGAAGAAAGAAAAGGAAAUGAAUGGAGACAUCGGAGAGAAAAGACCCCAGCUGAAGAACGGACUUGGACCCUCCUCUAACGGCAAGGAGUCUGCCAGCGAAGAAAGCAGCAGUGAGUUAGAACAGGAAGUACCAGUAGAACAAAAAGAAGGCGCCUUCUCUAAUUUUCCCAUAUCUGAAGCGACCAUUAAACUGCUCAAAGCCCGUGGGGUGAACUUCCUGUUCCCUAUCCAAGCGAAGACAUUUCAUCAUGUCUACAGCGGGAAGGAUUUAAUUGCACAGGCACGUACAGGAACUGGGAAGACUUUCUCCUUUGCCAUCCCCUUGAUUGAGAAGAUUCAGGGAGAGCUGCAAGACCGGAAGCGAGGCCGUGCCCCUCAGGUGCUGGUUCUUGCUCCGACAAGGGAGUUGGCAAAUCAAGUGAGCAGAGACUUCAGCGACAUCACAAGAAAGCUGGCCGUGGCCUGUUUCUACGGUGGAACUCCCUAUGGAGGUCAAUUGGACCGCAUGCGGAAUGGGAUUGACAUUCUGGUGGGGACGCCGGGUCGUAUCAAAGACCACCUACAGAAUGGCAAGCUAGACCUCACCAAACUGAAGCAUGUUGUCCUGGAUGAAGUGGACCAGAUGUUGGAUAUGGGUUUUGCUGAUCAAGUGGAAGAGAUUUUAUGUGUGGCGUACAAGAAAGAUUCGGAAGACAAUCCCCAAACAUUGCUUUUUUCGGCAACUUGCCCUCAUUGGGUAUUUAAUGUUGCUAAGAAAUACAUGAAACCUACAUAUGAGCAGGUGGACCUGAUUGGUAAAAAGACUCAGAAAACGGCAAUAACUGUGGAGCAUCUGGCUAUCAAGUGCCACUGGACCCACCGGGCAGCAGUCAUUGGGGACGUGAUCCGGGUGUACAGUGGUUACCAGGGGCGCACCAUCAUCUUCUGUGAGACCAAGAAGGAGGCCCAGGAACUGUCGCAGAACACAUCCAUGAAGCAGGAUGCCCAGUCAUUGCACGGAGAUAUUCCACAGAAGCAAAGGGAGAUCACCUUGAAAGGUUUUCGAAAUGGUGAUUUUGGUGUUUUGGUGGCAACCAAUGUUGCUGCACGUGGGUUAGAUAUCCCUGAGGUUGAUCUGGUCAUACAAAGCUCUCCACCAAAGGAUGUGGAGUCCUACAUUCAUCGUUCUGGGCGCACGGGCAGAGCUGGGAGGACAGGAGUUUGUAUCUGUUUUUAUCAGUACAAGGAAGAAUAUCAGCUGGUACAAGUGGAACAGAAAGCGGGAAUUAAAUUUAAACGAAUAGGUGUGCCGUCUGCAACAGAAAUCAUAAAAGCUUCCAGCAAAGAUGCCAUCAGGUAUUUGGAUUCGGUGCCUCCUACCGCCAUCAGUCACUUCAAGCAGUCGGCUGAGAAACUGAUAGAGGAGAAAGGCGCUGUAGAAGCCCUGGCAGCUGCCCUGGCCCAUAUCUCAGGUGCCACAGCGGUAGACCAGCGCUCCAUGCUCAACUCGGAUGCGGGCUUUGUGACCAUGAUCUUGAAGUGCUCAAUUGAAAUGUCCAACAUCAGCUAUGCUUGGAAAGAGCUUAAAGAGCAGCUGGGUGAAGAAAUGGAUUCCAAGGUGAAGGGCAUGGUCUUCCUCAAAGGAAAGCUGGGUGUUUGCUUUGAUGUUCCUACUGCAGCCAUAACUGAAAUACAGGAAAAAUGGCAUGACUCACGGCGCUGGCAGCUCUCCGUGGCCACCGAGCAACCAGAGCUGGAAGGACCGAGGGAGGGAUACCGAGGCCCCAGGGGGCCAAGGGAAGGCAAUCGUGGUUUCAGGGGACAGCGGGACGGAAGCAGAGGUGGCUUCAGAGGAAAGCGGGAUGGAAGCCGAGGCGGCUUCCGAGGACAGCGGUCUGGAGGAGGUGGAGGUGGAGGCGGAGGCAACCGAAAUAACAGAUUCCAAAGCACAGGCCAGAAGCGGAGCUUCAGUAAAGCCUUCGGGCGGUAAUUUGAAAUAGAGGAUUUCUAUGAGCUGUAUUUGGCAACAUGGAACUGAACUGGUGUUUUUCCUACAGCCGUAAAAGCACACAGUGCUUCUUUUGUACCAUUUACUCAGGCCCCAUUUCCUUCAGGAGGAGGUGCUUUGUCUACAUUAUUUCAUCUGAUCUUUAUCAUUUGUAACUUCACUGCUACUUCUGUAUCUUCUUUGAAAAAAGGUACAUGAGUUCAUUAUGUUUUUAUUCUAGUGGGUUGUCUAUGGAUGACAAAAUACUGUCAAGCAUGUAUCAGACUUUGUAAACUGACCUUUCUUUAUGCUCAAAGACGUCUCUUGACUGCCCUCUAAAGUGAAUGUCCAAGGGACUACAGCAACCCCAAAGACUCCGUUGGAGCAAUCAAAGCUUUCUUCAAUAACAAACAGUUAUUUCUGUGGCUCUAUAAGAUGUCUUAGGAGGCAAUAUAGUGACCAAUGUUUCAAAGCAGGAUUUCAAACUUUGCUGGAUCUGUGUCACACAUGCCAUGACAUGCUCGGAGUGGAGGUGGAUGAUGUGUGGGAAGGGAACUGAUGGAGACAUAAGCCUUAAGUUUGAUGUGCAAUUUGAUACAAUUUUAAGCUUUUCAAUGUAAGGGGAUACCUCUUCAGUGAUUUCUUACUACACAGAUAGUGCAUGUAGACUGGGGGACAUCUGAAAAUAAGUGAAAAUGUAUGAUAAGGUAUCCUUUUAAUGGCCAGUACUUAAUGGAACAUCGUUUUUAAGUACAGUGAGCCUGGUAUGACGGCCCAAUUUAAUUUCUCAAAAGUCUGGUUCCUGUGCCUAGAACCAUGUUUGUUGUUUACAUUGUUGAGAAGAGGGAAGUGGAACACCCAAUGUACCCCUGGCCAGUAACUCCGGCUUAGUUCCCACGUAAUAUUUCUCUGGGAAGCUUUCGGGUUCCAUGGUUCAGGAAUUUAAUGAUUUGAAAGAUGAGAUUCUUCCCCUGUAGUUCCUAGAAAUUUUGUGCUGGGAGUCUUAGGAACAAACUAUAAUAGAAUUUCUUUAUUUUAAACAAAUCGAAAACAAAAUCUUUCUAGGUUCUGAUUUCUAUCACUUAACCCAAUCUUUGUAUCUAACUUUGUGAUAAAGGAACUCUUUAUCCUUUGAGACAACAUCCUUCAAUUUGGAUAUCACUUCUAUCCUCCAUUCUUUUUUUCCCCUCCCCGCCCGGCCCUCUGGGCCUGCCCUACCCUCCAAUCUUGAUUGCAUAUUUCUUGCAUUCUGUUCUCAGAAAUUCUAUGAACUUGUUCUUUGAACCACUUGUCAGUUUUUAUCAUUUCCACCCCUAUCCCUCUUGGUCUCCCACAUAGCCCAUAAGAAUUUAGAGGGAAAGUAUUUGCUCAUUCAAUACAAGUACCUUGUGAAUUAUUAUUUAUUAGAAUUUUUAAUUUUUUUUGUACUAAUACUGGGCAUGCUUUAAAACAACCAAAUCAUUUCAUGAUUAGGUAGGGUGAGUACUUUUUAAAGCCAGUUAAGAGGGCCUGAUACCGAACCUAUAGGAAUAGACAUCUAAAACUUUGAUGUGGAUUAGCCUAGCGCCCCACCCCCGCAC